Messenger RNA from Ustilaginoidea virens, 2064 nucleotides. RefSeq lists its product as uncharacterized. Bases 1 to 2064 code for a protein of 687 amino acids. Lineage: Eukaryota; Fungi; Ascomycota; Sordariomycetes; Hypocreales; Clavicipitaceae. The transcript is spliced from 7 exons. Gene Ontology annotation, molecular function: glycosyltransferase activity. Gene Ontology annotation, cellular component: cytoplasm. The record is from RefSeq and is a predicted model, not a curated record.
AUGAUGCUGACGAUGAGGCCCGUGCCGGGUGAGGAGCUUUACGCAACGCUGCUUUUGAGCGAUUCAUAUCUCCCGGGCGCUUUGGUUCUCGCGCAUUCAUUACGCGAUGCCGGGACAGCCAAGAGAAUUGCUGUUUUGGUCACGUUGGACUCGGUUUCGGCCGACGCAGUAUCCCGACUAAAGACUGUCUUUGACUAUGUCCUCCCCGUGACCCCUAUUCGCACCAGGUAUCCUGGAAACCUGUACAUGAUGAACAGACCCGACUUGAAUUCGACCUUUACCAAGAUCAACCUUUGGAAGCAGACACAGUGUUCCAAGAUUGUGUAUAUCGACGCAGAUGUAGUAGCUUACCGAGCCCCCGAUGAGCUUUUUGAUUUGCCCCAGCCCUUUUCGGCUGCCCCUGACAUUGGCUGGCCAGACAUUUACAACACGGGCGUCAUGGUUCUGACCCCAAACAUGGGUGACUACUAUGCCAUGUUGGCCAUGGCGGAGAGGGGAAUCUCGUUUGAUGGUGCCGACCAAGGUCUCAUAAACAUGCAUUUCAAGCAGAGCGUCAACCGCUUGUCCUUCACUUACAACGUGACACCGUCUGGUCAAUACCAAUAUCUACCCGCCUACCGUCAUUUCCAAUCUAGCAUCAGCAUGGUACACUUCAUCGGCGUCGAUAAGCCUUGGUUUGCUGGCCGUCACGCGUCCUGCGGCAACGCCGGGCUCAGGGACAUGGUCGGCCACUGGUGGGCUGUUCAUGAUCGCCAUUACAGAGCAGACGAGAGCACCACCCUUGACCAAUCCAGCCAAGGGCAGAAGUGGCAACGAGCCGCAGCGCUUGGUGAUGCUGUUCAGCAUCAUGGUUCGGGGGUCCCUUUGCCAGACAGCACCAACGUCGGGCAUCAGCCUCCUCUGGAGCGGCAAGCCAAAGUUAUCACGGAUUCUUCCAAUCCUCAUCCCCCCCCAACCUUGUAUGAGCCUGCUACAGCGCAAAACCUGGAUCAACCUCCCUGCGUGAUGGUGAAUAACUGGGAUGCACAGAGGCAGUCUCCUCCAGUCGGUUCAAAACCAGAGGCCGUCGACUUUCCUUCUGUUCACUACGACAUGUCGCGUGACACCACCCCUUUUGUCCCUCCUAUACGCUAUCCCAGUCCACCUCAGAAUAUGUGGUUUGAAGUCCCCAAGGAACCUCCUGGUGCCUGGACUGAUGGGCCCCGUCGCAUAUUCCCAUGGGAAGACAAGCAACCCAAACCUGCACGCUCAUUCAUCAGUCGGCUGUCCCAUGAACGGCCCGAGCCAUCGCCAGAACUUGAACCUGAAGAUGAUGGUCAUCUGUCGUCUUUGAUGGUGCCGCCCCGCAACAACAGUCUGUCUGAUCCCGAGCAUGAACCCUCGGACGCCCGCGCUGGAAACAACGUGCCCGAGUUUGACGCGGGGACUCCAAGUGCCGGUCCUGACAGCCCGUGGACGUCCUUUUCGCGAAACAACGCCUGGGACGAGAUACCCGAGAUCGGUCGAUACGUCGAGGGCUUGCAGAGGCAUCAUCACGCAAGGAGCCGAGCAGUAGCUGCUGUUCGUUCGACUCUGCCGGGUCCUCCGAUGGGCCGCCCUGAAGGCCUCCGAAUGCCGAGAGCACUCAGGGUGACGGAUUUCCCGACGGGGGCGGAGCGACCCAGUCUCCCAGUGACACCAGCACCCAUCAAGCGCCCGUCUCGCUGGGGCGGAGACGGCAAUAAUGUCGGCGGCAACGCGGAAGCGCAGGUGUUUCCUGCAGCCCAAGGCGUUCCAGCACAGUCAGAAUGGGAUCCCGCCGUGCAGCUUCAGAAGUUGGCCGAGCAGCAAUCAGAGGCGUUGCUGCGCAAGCUUGGUGGUGGACCCGUCGUGCCGGGCGCAAGGACAGAGUACCAAACACCAUCAACACCAUCAACACCACCGCUUCUCCUCGACUCUGUGCCACGGCAAGCAUCGCCGGGGAUCGUCGUCGGCUCCCAGGCGAUGAACCACGGCCCAAAUUGCUUGCCGGACCAGCAAGUUGCGCCAGAGGCCGAGUUGGCCGAAUCGACGCUGACCAGCUAA